AUGGUGUUGUUUUGUACUUGGAUCGCGGCGGGGAUCGCUGUGGAGAUUUCGGUGUUGACCGACGAAGGUCACCCUGGAGAUUUGGGCCUGGACUGCGGCACAAAUCGCCGUCGAGAUUUUGGUUUUGAUCGCAUCGGGGGGCCCGUGGAGAUUUGGGGCUGGAUCGCAGCUGAGCUCGCCGUGGAGAUUUGGAUAAAAACCAGAGCGGCGGUCGCCGUGGAGAUUUUGCCCUGGGUCGCCGCAGUGAUCGUCGUGGAGAUGUUUGCAUGGAUCGCCACGGCCAUCGUCGUGGAGAUAUUGGCGUGGAUAGUUACUGACAUCGCCGUGGACGCUUUGACCUAUGAUCCCUGUGCAGAUCGAUGUGGAGACUUCGUGAGAAGAGAUUUUGGCCUGGAUCAGGGAGGAGAUUUUGGCCUGGAUCGCAAUGGAGAUCGCCGUGGAUAUUUUCGCAUGGAUCUCGGCGGGGAUCGCCGUGGGAUCGCCGUGAAGACCGCGGUUGAAAUUUGGACCUGCAUCGCAGUGGAGAUCGGAAUGAUCGGGGAGGCUUGGACCGCUGCGGAAAGUGCAAUGGAUAUUUGGGCCUGGAUCGCAGCGGAGAUCGUCGUGAUCAUCUGA
Molecule: messenger RNA, 615 nt
Organism: Prorocentrum cordatum
Lineage: Eukaryota; Dinophyceae; Prorocentrales; Prorocentraceae
Source: the annotation of a GenBank genome assembly